UAUAAUAUCCCGAAAAUGGGACUCUCACUGAUAUUACCGUUUUUAGUGGUGACGGGGACUUUUGCAAGUCCUAUACAAGAAUUAGGCAGCACUAAUCAAUGUGCAAAACAAUGUACAGUAACGAGUCAAUUCAGGUAUGAAAGCAGAAAGACAUAUGAAUACAGAUAUGACACCAAAAUAAGAACAGCGAUACAAGGUGCUUCGGAAGAUCAAGCCGGUGUUGACAUGUCAGCAAAGGUGUACAUCAAUUUCCUCUCCAAGUGUGAAAUGGUCAUACGGAUGAGUGACGUCAAAAUGUCAGAGCAUGACCCAGAGACAUCAACCAUGAAACCAAUGACCACAGAGCUCAUUUUUGAACUGGAACGAAAUCCAUUGGUAGUCUCUUUCCAAGAUGGUAAAAUCGAGGAGUUGUGUCUGUAAAAACCAGAAUCUGACAAGAUCUUAAAUAUCAAGAGAGGUAUUCUGUCCCUUAUCCAGAACAAUAUGGAUGACAUCAACAAAGACCAAACAGUCACUGAAAGUGACGUUUCUGGUAAUUGUGUUACUGAAUACACAUCUAAAGAUAAUGGCUGGUACAACAAAAUAAUCAAGAAAUCCAAAAAUCUUCUUGGAUGUACAGGUCGCCAAAACAGUAACUCAGCCAUCCAGGGCAUUCCUUAUUAUUCUAAGUCAGAUGUACAGACUCUUCCCCUUAUCAAGAGUACACAUGAAUGUCAGCAAGAAAUAGUAUCAGCAACUGGGCGUCUUCAAGUCGCAAAGUGUACGGAACAACACAAAUUUGUACCUUUCUCCAGAUUAGACAGUGGAGCCACAACACAUUACACUCAAACCUUGACUUUUGUUAAAGAAUAUAAAUCCCAGUCAAAACCAGAACAAGUUUCUGUAAGAGUACCAGUUCAGUUCCAACAUUCAAAUGGAAACGAUGAAGAAUACACAAUAAAGGACAUAGAACAGAAACUGAUGGAGAUUUGUGCAAACACAAAGAAUGGAGUGACCCCAGAAACACCAAAAUUAUUCACAUCAUUGGUUUAUAUCAUGAAGGCUAUGGAAUCUAACGAUCUUCUGUCAAUUUAUAAAAAAGUUAACAGCAAAGAAAUCUGUCCAGUUAACAACGACAUAGUAAGAAAAUUUUUCCUUGAUGCCAUUCCAAUGUCUGGCUCAAGAGAGACCCUCAAACUGAUGGUUCAACUUCUUGUCAGUAAACAAGUUACAGAUGUAAUUGGAGAUAUUACUGAUAUUGUCAUAUGUAUUACCUCUUUAUAUAGGAAUCAUUCAUAUUUUCUCCAGAAAUCAAUGUUGUUGGCUGUUUUCGUUGAUACUGAAGAAGAUUCUGAAAUCCGAAUUGCCGCUUACAAGUCUUUGAUGGAAUGUCCAACUGAUUAUAUUAUCAGCAAAGUCAAGGGUAUGCUUACAAAGGAAGAAGUCAACCAGGUCGGUUCAUAUGUAUGGUCACAUCUUACAAACCUUAUGGAAACAUCAAAUCCACACAAACAGGCAAUAAAGUCGGUUCUUGAGGAUGAAACGCUUAAAAAAGAAUUUAAUUUGGACAAUAGAAAGUUUUCAAGGAACUACGAAAAGUCUUUAUUCAUCGAAAAGAUCAAUGCCGGUGUUGUUGCCGAGGGAGAUCUCAUCUGGUCUUCUAAGUCCUUUAUUCCACGAUCAGCGAUGGCAAACCUUACGAUAGAUUUAUUUGGAAAUGCAGUAAACCUUUUUGAAAUAGGCGGCAGAUUAGAAGGUCUUGAAUAUUUCCUGGAAUCUUACUUUGGACCUAACGGUUAUUUCAGUGAAAAUGACGUUAAAGAGGCUGUUGAAGAAACGGCAGUGGAUGUCAUUAAGUCAGACAAAGUGAAACGUAUCGACAAAAGGAACAACCGUGUCAUGGAGGAACUUCGUGGAUCUCUCUACUUAAGAGUUUUUGGCAACGAACUCCGGUACAUGAACUUCCAGGGUCUUGACUCACUCUUUUCUCAAAACAGUUUCAAUAUUUUGGAUAUCAUGAUGAAACUCAGUAAAGAAGGCGAUUAUCAAUACACCCACAGUUCAAUGUUCAUGGACAGCUCUGUAAUCGUUCCAACAAGCUCAGGUUUUCCACUUAAUCUUACAGUAAAUGGAACAGCCACUGUUGACUUCAAAGCAUCCGGUAAAAUUGAUGUCAUGAAAUUGCCAACAAUGGACAUUCGUGGAAUAAUAAGACCCAGUGCUGCAGUUGUAGUGUCGAGCAUUAUGGGAAUCGAUGCUUUGGAUACACAAAUUGGAAUCAAAAUGGUUUCAACACUCCAUUCUAGCACAUCAGUACAAGGAAAAGUUUCACUUUCUGAAGGAAAACUCUUUAAUGUCGAAUUUGAUCUACCCGAAGAAAAACAAGACAUCAUUAGUGUUAGUUCUUCCUUUUAUACCGUACAUCGUCAUUCUGAGCGAGAACAGAAAAUGAUAACAGAAAACCGACAGACAUAUAAUGCUUGCACUGGUAACAAAUUAGCAAAGAUAAUUGGUCUUGAACUAUGCAGUGAACUCAGUUUCCCAAAUGCGUCGCUUGUGGAAAAUGCACCUUAUUUCCCUCUCACAGGACCAAUCAAAGCUGGACUGUCAUUAUACAAACGUGACAAAGAAAUGAAAGGAUACAAAAUUGAGGCAAGAUCAACACAUAAUGCUGAUGAAAAUGUAGUCCGACUAGCGUUUUCAACACCAAACUCAUUAACUGACAGAACAUUUGCAUUAGAUCUUAACCUUAACAAGGCACAAGGCGCUUUUGAUGCAAGCUUUAAUUCACCCUGGAAGAAAGCAGAUUUUAAAGGAACAUUUGUAUACGACAACACAAACAAAGGAAUAAGUGGUAAAAUGAACUGGGACGGAUCUGUUCGUUUUGAUGUCAAGGCAAACCUGCAAUCUGAAAAAUCAGGACCAGGAAUGAUCUAUAUACCAACAGUGCAUAUACUUGCUCCAGGAUAUAAUCCUAUCGAUCUGAGAGGUACCAUUAAAUACGCGCCAUGGAAGAUUUUUGAAACAGAUGUUUCACUUAGCGGAAUUUACUCAGCUCCUGUUAUUGUGAAAUAUUCCAUCCAAAAGAAGGCGAAGAUUAUGAGUGCUAGUGCAAGUAUUCAGUUGUCACCUAAGAGGGUUUACUCAAUGCAUUCAUUUGUUCAAACAACGGAAUACCAGAAAAAGUUUUUUUAUUAUAAGUCACUUAUUUCCGUGCGUUCUCCAUCUCAAGAGCUUCUUGCGCUGGCUGGGACAUUUACAAACCUUUACGGAAAGAAAAUUGAAUUGAAUAUAUUACUUGACAAAAUUAUUGAUAAACCAAUUAUGAUUAAAGGUAAGUGGCAUUGCAUAGAUAGCAGAUUUGCUAUUACAAUAUAA
This is a messenger RNA of Ruditapes philippinarum (Manila clam), 3357 nucleotides long. RefSeq names its product apolipophorins-like. The record is from RefSeq and is a predicted model, not a curated record. Lineage: Eukaryota; Metazoa; Mollusca; Bivalvia; Venerida; Veneridae. Gene Ontology annotation, biological process: lipid transport. The transcript is spliced from 17 exons. Gene Ontology annotation, molecular function: lipid carrier activity.